Messenger RNA from Racocetra persica, 353 nucleotides. NCBI's taxonomy places the organism in Eukaryota, Fungi, Glomeromycota, Glomeromycetes, Diversisporales, Gigasporaceae. The record is from the annotation of a GenBank genome assembly.
CAUUGGGUGCUCCUUUUAGUUAUAUUCAAUGGGAAAAUAUUCAGGUGGAAAGUAAUCUUGCUCCUUUGUUGUCCUCAAGGAAUGCUGAAGUUAUUCCUGACCAAUACAUUGUUGUGUUCAAGGACCAACUACCAAAAGAGAGGGUAGAAUACCAUCAUAAUUGCAUUCGCUCCUUUGUUGAGGAGGAAAAUACAAAGCUUGCCAAGAGAGGUAUACUUGAUAAAUUGAUCCACGGUAUCACACAUAUUUAUGAUCUUAAGGUGUUGAAAGGCUAUGCCGGUAAAUUCACAAAAGAGGUUUUAAAUAAGAUUAGGCAAAGUGACGAGGUUGCUUGGGUUGAAAGGGAUCAAGUU